Messenger RNA from Candidozyma duobushaemuli, 1038 nucleotides. Its product is annotated as NADHX dehydratase. The record is from RefSeq and is a predicted model, not a curated record. Bases 1 to 1038 code for a protein of 345 amino acids. Gene Ontology annotation, biological process: metabolite repair. The transcript has a single exon. Lineage: Eukaryota; Fungi; Ascomycota; Pichiomycetes; Serinales; Metschnikowiaceae. Gene Ontology annotation, molecular function: ATP-dependent NAD(P)H-hydrate dehydratase activity.
AUGUUUAAAGGAAAAUCACAGCGGGAAUUGCUCCAGGUGGCCAGAACCAUCAUCCAGCCAUUGAAGCCAAAUUACCAUAAGGGCCAGGCAGGCAAGAUCGCCGUGUUUGGUGGUUGUGAGGACUACACGGGUGCACCUUUCUUUCUGGCCCAUUCGGCUGCUUUGGUGGGUGCUGACUUGAGCCAUGUUGUCUGUGAAAAGCAGGCUGCUCCGGUGAUCAAGGGCUAUUCGCCAGACUUGAUGAUCCACCCUUAUUUGUACGAUUUGGAGAAUGCAGACCUUCGCCAGUGGAUCUCGCCCGAGAUUAUCGACAAGCUCAAGAAGAAACCGCUAGAGGAGGUCCUCAAUGCCAAGGACGAGCUCGACAAGAUUGUGGAAUCGCAUGUCUUGCCCAAAAUCUCGGGGCUUAUGCUGAGAGUCGACAUGUUCGUGGUUGGUCCUGGUUUUGGCAGAGACCCGCUUAUGCUCAAGACCUUGAUCCGCGUCAUUGAAGAAAUUAAGGUCGUGAAUAAGCCCGUCAUUUUGGACGCCGAUCUGCUCUACUUGGUAUCGGUUCGCCCUAAUCUUGUAAAGGGCUACUCCAAGGCUGUUCUCACGCCCAACGUGGUGGAAUUCGGCCGCAUCUGCCAGGGUCUUGCAAUUGAUAACACAGACGAUGUUGAUUGUGCCAAGCGAGUCCUGAAGGCUUUGGGCCAUGUCACUUUGAUCAAAAAGGGUGCCCAGGAGGUGAUUGUUCGUAACGAGAGCCACAUAGUCAACGAGAUGCCGGGCUCCCUUAGGCGUGUCGGUGGCCAGGGAGACACUUUAACGGGUGCCUUGGCCACAUUGCUUACUUGGGCUGAGCACUACAAAUCUGGCUUUUGGGAUGGUUCAGGCAAGAUUGACGAGGACGAAGCUGUGUUGCUUGCCUGUUUCGCUGCUUGUUCUGUGGUCCGUGUGGCCAGCUCCAAGGCUUUCUAUAAGUACAAGAGAGCGAUGCAGGCCCUGAAUGUCCACGAGUACUUGGGGGAGGCAUUUGAAGAGUUGUUUGGAGCCUAG